Messenger RNA from Cinara cedri, 13247 nucleotides. Lineage: Eukaryota; Metazoa; Arthropoda; Insecta; Hemiptera; Aphididae. The record is from the annotation of a GenBank genome assembly.
AUGUCCAUACAUUGUUAUUCCCCUACAACGGUGUCCAAACACAAAUUAUCUAACGAUGCUUGGAUCAGUAUCCACGGGAACGUAUACAAUAUUACCAAUUUCAUUACAGUAGUAAGUACCAUUAAUGUCAAUGCAACCUUAUAUAGGUACCUACACUAUAAGACGUUUUUUUGAUAAAAAUGUAUUCCAUUCAUUGCUUCUGGCAAGUUGUUAAUAUUCACAAUCGUACAUUGUAUUUGCACACUGUUUCUGGACUGGAUUUGCUUCAUGAAACUAUGAAUGCUAAAUCGUUAGCACAGCUAGCCAAAAACUAAGCAACUAAGCUUAAUUUUUCAUAUGUUAGCUUUUUAUAAAUUUGUUUUUUAAACGCUAAGUAUUCGCAUAGGCCCACUAGUUAAAAAUAAGUAUAUUUUUUUAUUUUUUUGAAAUCAAUAUCGAUUUUGAUUUGGUAUAAAUACACACAGUGGCAUAUUUUGUGUUUUUUUUAGGGAAUGAGGAUAAGGCCUGAUUUAAAUAAAUGAUAGUCCUGCGUACUACUUUUUUGAGGCUUAUUUCAAAUAAAAAAAAAAUUGCUAAAAAUAAAAAUAAAAACGGAUUGUCAGUAAUGAUAAUUAAUUUAGUUUUCUUGUGUUAAAGAAGAAUAAAAUAUUAAAUUGUGUAUUUUUCAAAUACAUCUUAAAAGAGUAUAAUUUUUAUUUUUUGGAAAGCGAGUGAUAAGAAUUUGGGAGCUUUAUGCUCGUGUAUCGCACCUAGAUGGAGAGAUUUUAUAAAGAUUUAUUCUGUGACUUAAUUAUUUUUAUUAUAAUAUGCUUUCAUCUAGUAAGCAUAUCUUAACGUAUAUGAAUUGUUUACCUUAUGGUACUUUAUUAGAACAUUUUUUCUAAAUUACCAAUAAUUUUUCCAACAAAAAAUUAAAAAAUUAAUAACAAUGCAUGACGAUACUUUGAUUUUAUUUUUUUUGAUUUGUCGGUUAUCUUUGGCUAUAAUGAAUAAUAACUAAUACUUUUAUUCAUAAUCUUACUGGUAUUCUAUUCUACGGAAUAUUUUGAGGAAAAAAUAUUUUUAAAAAAUACUUAUUAGUAGGGCAGAGGACUUAUAGCACUAAAAAAGCACUGAAUAUACAAGUACUUAUGAACUUAAAAAUCCUAUAAUAUGCACUAAAAAUAUGGCUCAUAUGUUUUUUUUGAAAGUGAUUUAUUUAAAAAUAUAUACAUCAUUUUUUACAAAAUUGUUAAUGAAAUUUAAUUUCUUAAAAAUUCUUCUUCUGGUCCUAAAAAAUUGUCCGUGUUAACUCUUUAUAAAUAAAAUUGAUCUAAUCGCUAACCCUCGAGACGCGUUUCAAAGAAGAACCAUAUUAUUUAAUUAUAAAAAAACCAUAAUACCUAUACAAUAAAAAUGUAAUUAAUUUUAAUUUCAACAAUACUUUAGUUGUAUGUAAAAUGAAAUUAAAACGUCGACGGAAAUAUAUUGAUUAAAGAAUAAAUUAUUUAAAAUAUGCUUCUAAAAAUAUAAAAUGGAAGAAAUACGACCUAAGAAAAAAAAAAACUCGAAAUAUGCAUUUAAAUGCUAAAUAAAUUUCAAAACUAGCUUUGUAAAAACAUGAAACAUAUUUGUUUCGUAUUCUGCUAUUUUUGUUAAUAUGCAAAUGUUACAAGUCCUCUGCCCUAAUUAUUAGUUACUUAAUUUCUUAAUGACGACCUUUUUAGAGAACCAACUGACGAAGUAAUAAAACUAAUUAAUUAUUGUCUCUAAAAAGAAAUUCCCUAUAGCUGAUUGACACGAAGAAGUAGACUUAAUUACUGAAAGUAUAGUUAGGUAUAUCACUGCAAUGAAAUCGAUUCCUUUUCUUUUACAUACCAAAUGUUAAUUUUAUUUCAGAAUUAUAAUUACAAUAGCAGGUAGUCACUUCAGUGAUAUUAUAUUACGAUAAUGUUACCUGUAAAUAAAACAUGUUUAAACGUAAAAAGCCUAUUGAAUUAUAUAAUUAAUUUGUACGAUAUAUACUUAUUUCAGCAUCCGGGAGGUGAAGAAGUUCUCAUUAAAUCAGCUGGAACAGAUGCAACAGAGUGUUUUGAUAGUAUAGGGCAUUCAGAUGAGGCAUACAAGUUAAUGAAUGAUUUGAAAAUAGGAAAAUUAUCAGAGAAAGACGAGGUAAUAUUUAUUUAAAUUAAUUAAAUUAAAUAUAUGUACAAUUUACUUACAAAAUAUUCGUAUUGAUAUAGUUAUAUAUUUAUUACCAUCUUAAUCUAUUUGAAAUUAGCGAAUAGAACUGCUAAUUACUUUUAAAACUGCUUGUUUCAUACAUUUUCUAAAAAACAAAUACCGAUAAAAGUUAAUAUUUUCCGAGAUAAAAAGUGUUUCACGUUAUGUUGAUCAUCAUAUAAAUUGUAAAGAUAGUUUUUAUAAUAUUCACCUAGAAUUGACUAUAGAUAAAUAUAGUGUUAUAUUUUUAAUGUGAACUUUAUAGACACCAUAGGCAAAAAUAGGAAAAGGCUUGGAAUGGCUAAUCUUCGCCCUCAAAUCAAAUCCUUAUUCAGUAAAUAUUAAGCAUGCAUAAUCAAUAUUAUGAGUUUUUUAGUCCUCCUAAAAAAUUUGAGCUAUUUGUAAAAUGCACGAUAAUUAAAAUACAAAUUUUUGGCAUUAAAUUAAACAAUAUUAUUAUAAAGUACAAAUUUGUGUUAAAUUAUUUUUUGUAAGUUAAACCAAGUUAUGUUUGACACAUAAAGUAAAUAAAAUCAUUAAUAUCACUUUAAAAAGAUGGAAGCAUACUUCGCUUGAGCAGGCCACUGUUAUAGGUGAGUAGUUAAGAUGGUAGGGGGAAAUUUAAUGUAUAUCUGUACGCAAUGAUAAACCAUUACUAUCGAAAAAACGAUUCUGAGUAGAGUUCAGUCGAUAUUGAUGCUUUAUAAAUAAUAUAUGUCAUAUUAUGGUCAAAUAAUUACAUAGGUAUGCAUUAAAAUAUAAUUAUUAUAAUUUCUUUAAUAAUAUUUGUUUAAUGUACCGAUUUUUCCGUUUUUCACAUUUGGUGAGAAAAUUCCUGAGAAAAUUGAAAAAUGACAUCCUUUAAGUAUCUCCCCACACCGAUUUCCUUUCAGAAAAGAUGCUAUACUUAAAAUAUUCUAUACUAUACUUAAUACUAUACUAUUCUAUUCUUAAAAAUUGGAACAAGAUUUCUGGUAUUAUAUUGGUAUAAAGAUAAAAAAAAAAAAUUAAAAUAAACAUCUUUGUAAAAUUGUAAUUCGCAUUACUCAGAAUCUAAAAUUAUAAGUAUUGACAGAAAAAAAAUAGAAUUUUAGACUGAUUUCUAUAGCUUUUGGGUCUCGGUAAAGCGGAUGAAAAAUAGGAAAAUCACUAAUUUAACGACGAAUUUCUUUUUUUGAGACACAAGUUUUUCACAACGUUUUUUUGAUAUUUUUUCUCUAGAUUUAAAAAUGAAAGAACAAUAACCGGAUUUUAAUUUUGAAUGACAAUAAUAUUAUUAACAGUUGUGUUAUACAAAUAAAGGCAAUUGUUUCCAAUUAAUAAGUAUUCUCAAAGUUUAUUUAUUGGUUAAUUAAAUGAAGGUGUACGUUCUCCGUAAUACACUUAAAUGUAUGAAAUUAAUUAUUUAAAUUCCAAGUCAUUGUUGGAAUUAUAUACUUGUGUAGGAGUAAAUAUACAUAUUAACAAACCAAAAUCCUUGGGAUGAAAAUGUAAUUAUUUCAAUUAAGUAUGCAUAAUUAAUUGUUACAAUCGAAUAAAUUAUUAUUACCUCAGUUAUAACUAAUUAGUACCUUCCUGCAAUUAAUUUACUUAUAUUAAACGAGUAGUUCAAAUACUUAUUAAAGUUUCAUUUUAUAUUCUAAACGGAACUAGUAGAUAGUACUACAGUUAGUAUAAUAAUAAUAUUACAUAUAUGUAUUAUUUUUUCCGCUACGUUCCAGGUCUAAUAGCUUUACUAUGCAAUGGAUAUAUUUUUAAAAUUUUUUUUUUGCAUCUAAUAACUUUUCUACCAGAAAUCUUGCUCCGAUUUAGAGUGUAAAAUUUUUCAUAAUAGGAAAUUUUCUCUAGUUGGUGCAUUAAGGAGAUUAUUUUUUGAUAAUCCAAGGAGUUUUCAAAAUAAUUGAGAAAAACCGGAAAGAAAAUUAUAGGUAAAAUGUCAAAUAUUUAUGGCGCACCGCGGCGUUAGGUACCGAUUUCAUUGUUUUUAAUUUUUACAAUCUAUGUUUUCUACUAGAAAUAUUGCUUCAAUCGAAAAAUGACAAGACAUCAAUUUUGUUCCAUCUAGUAGUUUACUUAUUAUUUUCGAUAAUUUAUAAGUAUUUGAUAUUUUCGUGUUUUAUAUGUAUUUUUGUUUGGGAGUUUUCUGUUAUUAAAAUUAUAUGACUUGAGAGAAAUAUUUGCCUAUACACUGUACCUGUGGUGACCAACCUUUUUAUUACAGAGGCCUUAAAAAACUAAUAAUUAUUCUUGGUGGACCAAGAAUUUAAAUUUUAUUUUUAAGUUAAUAUAGAAUAUUAUAUUUCACUGUAGGUACAUUGUAAUAUGAGUACAGUGAUACAUUUAAUUAUUUAUUAUUUAUUGAUUGUUAUAAAUGGAAAAAAAUUAUUAACAUAUCUUUUAACUUUUUUUAAUGUGAGCAUUAAUUUUUGAAAUUUGAAAUUAUUUUUUUCAAUUUUGAUUUAAUAUUUUGGAGCACCGAUUAAUAUAAAUGAUCGCGGGCCGGAUUUGUCUCGCGGACCGUAGUUUGUCACCACUGUACUAUACAAUGAAAUACGUCGUUUUUCACCGUCACGAUAAAACACGCAGGUCAGAACGGUAAAGUAUGAGCAAAAACCGACGGUAAAGCACGACAGUUUUUAUAUCUGUCGAAUCUUGAUUUUAAACACAAUGGUUUCAUUGUGACGAUGAAAACCGUUGUAUUUUAUUGUAGUAUAUUGGGAGCCUAAUAGUCUGGUGAACCCAGUUCCCCUGCAAUAAAAUUUUGGUUGCCGCCAGUGGUUGAUCUAAAAUUGAAUUUUUGUUUUAGGAGGGGUCUUCUAAAAAAAAAUUAUCUGCAGUAAAAAAUAAAGUAAAAUAUGUAUGAUAACAGUUGAACUGCACUCACCAUAAUACAGGCGUGAUGAAUGUAUUAUAACCGCCACGAUCGCAAUUAUCAUAUUAGUAUUAAUGCAAUACGCCAAUAAAGGAAUGCAUUUUAAACACGUAAACGAUAUUAUUUGGUGACAAAUUAUGAAAAUAAUAUAUAUAUAUAUGUCAUCACAGUAAGAUUUAUUUUUAAUAUCACAUCAGUGUUAAAAAAUGCAUAAACAUCAAAAUAGUGUUAUUCAUAAAUAAUUAAGAUACUAUUUUAGAUUCUGAGCUGAGCGAGGAAAGUAUUGGUUUUACAAUGCUGUUUAUUUCUUCUAUUUCUUAUUCUUUGUUCUUUGUUUUAGUCUGUGGACAUGUUUUUUUCUAGUAAACUUGCUCCGAUUAUUAAGUGUAGCAACUAUUCUGAAAGCUCAAAUUGUCCAGAUCAUACUUUAAAAAAAUCAUUUUUUGAUUUUCGAUACUAUAAGUUGAUUUUAUAUGUUUUACCCUAGAUUUCCAACUUGCCACCUAUAGUAGCUCAUACCCAUAGUACGAAUACACGAAGUAUUUCUAGUUUUUUAAUAAUCAUAUUUAUGUUACUAAAAUUUAGAAUUUCCUUCUCAUGUAUACAAAAACGCAGUGGCAUAAUCAAGAUUUUGAAAUAUCUUGGUAUAUCUUGUAAAUAUACCUACUUAACAUUUAUUCAAUUUAUGAAAGAUUAUUUAACUUCAAGUGUUAUUUAUCUUUUAUUUGAAUUGAGCAUAGGAGUAAUGUAUUUAAAAUUAAAAAUCAAUACGUUUUUUUAUGUCUCGUACAAUGUACUUCUUAAGCAAAACUAGUUGUAUUACACAGUCACAGUGUAUCGAACUAGUGUUGUACUACGCAAAAUUAUAACCCCUGCUUCACGUAUAUAAUAAUAUAGUACAAUGAAUAUUCAUAUAAAUAUACAAAUAUCGAAUACGCAUAAAUAUAAUAUACAGAGUGUCUCCCGAAGAUUCGACAAAUGCAAUAACUUUUGUUUUGUUCAAUAAUUAAAAUUUUAAUAUUUUUUUUGAAUUUAUAAUACCUAUUCUAUAUUAUUUUAAAUUGUUUUCAUUACCACUAUUAAAUAAUAUCAAUCAACUCACCAAUAUUUGUCUAUGAAAAGUUAUUUUGUUAAUGAUUUUUGUAAACUUCAAUCAAUUGUAGAAACUUAAUAAUUCAUCAUUAUUCACUAGUAAAGUGUAAAAACCGAUAUUUUAUUUCAAAAUAUAUUUAUAAAAUGGCUAUCUUGGAUUUUGAAAAAAAAUUUUUUAAUUUUAUUUUAAAAAAUAUAUAAAAUAAAGAAAUAUUUGUGAGACACUCUGUAUAUGUGGGUAACCUAACCCAACCUAAUUAACACAAUUACAGCAAAAAAAAAAAUCAAAAAUAAAAUGAAUACGAUUCAACAUUCGUUUUUUAAUAAAAUCUCAAACAUUUUGAAUACGUAUGCAGUUAAAAAUUAUAUAUAUUAUUAGUAUUAAUACUGCGUUAUUUAAAGGAAAAAAAACACGAAUGCAUAUAAUUUUAAUGCGUCAUAGUUAUAUUUUACUAUAAUAACAAUAUAUUAUCAACUAUUAUGUAAUAUCAAAUACUGUAAAUGUCGAUGCAAUAUUGAAUCGGUUCAUUUGGCUCCCGAACGCAGACAGUGGCUUAUUUGAUGGGAAGGGGGGAAGGGGCGAUCCACCCUUCGUUCGUCUCAGCUUAUUUAAUUAUAUUUUACUAGGUAUACUGGAACAAUAAUCUUUAUUUUAUCGUUAUGUAUGUGUAAUAAGAAAAAUAAAAUAUGCUACCUAGUGUGAAAAAUUUAAAUUUACGGACGUUAUAGUUUUGCCCAAAUGAGGUUGGUUAUUACUAGGUAUAUCCGGACGAAAGUCGAAUUAUGACUUUUUAUAAUAUUUUGCCCAAGUACCGUGGACACUUCAAGUUUUGACCGGAUAUUUCUGAGAUUUCUGGGAAAGCCAUUUUGGCUUUUGCUCGUAACAUACCUAUGUAUUAUGUCAUAUUAAUUAUAUAUAUAUAUAUAUUUUUUUUUUCUUUUGUAUAUAAUAUUUAUAGUUUAUACUUAUAAACUAUUUUUCUAAUUAGCAAGGAAGAAUUACAAAAAAAAUUAUAAUUGUUGUUUUUUAUAUUUUUUUUUGAGACGAGGAAACCGCUUGCGAUGUUUUGUGAUGAAUUACAAUUUUUAAACUAUCCCCUUGAUUGAGCCCCAGAUACGCCACUGAACCCAGGUAUUCGACAUUUUAACUUAUUGCAUUGACUCGCAAUGUUUAUCUUUAUUGAAUCGGCUCUCUAAUGAUAUCUUUCGUAAAUUCAUUGAUUACCAAAAUUGUUCAAAAUGAUCAUAAUAUUUUUAUUAUAUGCAUCGAAAUAUUGAAUUUUAUGUAGCCAUAUUAAUAAUAAGUAGGUACGAAAUUAAACUUAGUGCAUGCCAUAUAAUAUUAUGUACUUAUUAAAGUUAGUUCAAAAUCAUAUUUUGUAUACUAUGAUAUUUCUAUAGUCAAAUUAGAAUAAUUUCCGGCACUAGGCGCGUAGCCAAGAGUUUUUUUUUCGGAGGGGGGCUUCAAACAAAACAUGAAUCUUCAGCUAGCAAUAGUUGUACCAAUAAUUUGAUUUUUUGGUGAGAAGCUUAAAUUUCGGGAAGGUGGUGUAGCUUGGGCCUCAUUGACCUCCCCUAACCCCCGGCUGCGCAUCCGUCCGGCUCUUUUUGUCCUAACCUACUUUAUAAACUUUCAUUUGUAUUGUAUUUGGAGAAUUACCUGUCGAAAACGCUCUUGGAAUGCCGAUCCAAUAAUUCAUAACCAUAGGACCCAGAGGACAACAAUUCACUAGUCGGGAUGAUAUUAUAAUACCAUUACGAGCGCGUCCAAAUAGACAGACACGCCGACUAGACGAACAAAAGUCACCGUCAUUCGUUUAUUUAUUAGUCGGGCGUGUGUGGCAAUCUCACUGCGCCGCGAGAGCCUACCGGCAGCUCUUGACGCGACGCACGUGUAUAGGUGUGGGCGGGGUAGGCCGGUUAGGGAAUACAUCAUUCGCCGAAAUUUGACAACAACGCGUCUUAAUAAACUGGUUUUAUAAUUCAAAAUGUCCAAUUGGUUUUUACUCAUGAACCUGCGCCGAAUUUUUUUUUUUUUCCGCUUACGCAACACGAUUAUCGUUUAAAACCACCAUGGGUAUGGUAUUCGACGGGUGUUCACGUGUUUAUGUAACAAAAUCGUAUUGUGCCACGACGAAUCAACGGCGAUUGAAACGUCUACGGUCAUAAUUAUUUGCAGGCCGGUUUAAUACUGUAAUAUUAUUAUUACGACCGUCGACGCCGUAAUUUGUCCGCGUCAAGGACAAACCGGGCAGAGUACCGCGGUAUAAUUGUAAUUAUUGUUGUUGUACGUCGAUAAUAAUCGUAGAUUAGGCCGUAAAUAAACAUCGAACGGAUGUAAUUGCAUUGCUCACACGGCCAAUGUAAUAUUUUUGUCAAGUUUAUUCAAUUGUACGUAUCGCGAAAUCUGUACACGACGAUGACUUUGCGUUUUUAUUUUCCACCGUACCUACGCGAUUUUCCGCGCGUUCGCCGUGCAGUGCUGAUGCCACCGGUCCGUUCAACCGUCACAGUCCCGGUAAUCGGUCCCGGUAUCCGGGAUACACGAAUAAUAAAAUAAUAACAUAAACACCGAAAACUGUUUUGACGAAUAUCUUGCCGUUCGCCGAGAUUUCCGUUAUCAUUUGAGUUUUCGAAAUGUUGUCAUAUUUUUUCAAAUUUUAAUUUACAACACUACGGGCUACAGUGUAGCGUGUUAUCGACUACCCGCGGAAAUAUAUAGUCUUGCCAAUAUAAUUUUUUUUGUUUUUAUCAUUUAAUUCUUUUCGUUUGUGAUAACCUCGCGAUCGCGUAAACAUUAAGCUACUUCAAUGUAAUAAAUUAUAGCCGAGUCGUUCUCAUAGUAUUUACACUGUACUUAUAUCGUGGCGGUGGUUCAGUAUCAGUGGCCGACGUUUUUACGGCAGUGACGACGACUGCGACAAUAGGUUUUUCUCCCCCACUCUUCGCCAAAUUACCGGUACUGGUCUCGUUUAUCGUUAUCCUUUUCUAUUUCUGUUGAUUGCAACUUCUCGACUGGUCGGCUUUCGUUUAAUUUUAGCUAACCGUAACUCGUUAGCAGUCUGUUUGCGUGUCAUCCACGUCUUGUACGGUACACCGUUACGUCUACUCUGCUGUUCCAAUUUCGCAUUUAUUUUUACUUUUCCCGUAAUAAAAUCUUAAUUUUUGUUGACACCGAUUAAUUGCGGAUCACGAUGAGCGAACAAGAAGUGAAAAAAUACUCCAUGGCGGAAGUUAGGGAAAAAGCGGACGCGAAAGAACCGUGGAUCGUGAUCAACGACAGCGUUUACAAUGUUAAAGAAUUUCUAAACGACGUACGUUCGCCGUGAACCCCAUUGAUUUCGAUUUCGUUUCGUUCCGCCACAGGGUGGUUUAAUUUAUUUGUUUAACAUUACAGCACCCCGGUGGUGAAGAGGUUCUGUUGGAACAAGCCGGUAAGGAUUCGACUGAAGAGUUUGAAGAUGUUGGACACUCCAGCGAUGCUCGUGAAAUUAUGGCAAAAUAUAAGAUCGGAGAACUGAUAGACGUAAGUCUCCCUCAAAUACAAAUAUCAAUAAAUCGUAAUGUUGGAAUAAUAAUAAAAAACAUUUAUUUAAGUUUAUUUGACGAUAUAUAUAUUAAGUAUAUUAUACCUACUCCAUGUUUUUUUCGUAGUCCUUAUGUUUGUACAUUUAGGUAUGAGAACCAUGUGGUGUUUAAAAAAAAAACCAAGCAUUAUACUGCAUAAACCGUGUAUAAAUAGUGUAUGUGGGCUCUCUUCUAGUUUAUUCCAGUUAAUAAGUUUAACAACAUUUGAAAUAGUGUUGCAGGUAACAAAUUUAUUAUGCGACAUUAUAGCAUCCAACAUUGUUGCUUCUUUAUGAAUCCAGUUUAAGGUUUGAUAUUUUUUAAGGCUACAUUGUUUAAUUUUACUUAGGUAUCUGAUAAUAGACAUUUUUAAUUUAAAACAUGUUUACAAGGUAAAUAAUUAUCAAUCAAUGAAUAUAAAGAAUGACUGGUAGGUAAACAAAUAAUAAAUAUUAAUCCUAAUCACUUGAUAAUAUGAAAAUGACUAGGUAAUCUAAAAUUGAUCAAAUAAGGUUAAGAAAAUAAGCUAAUAAAAUGCCUGUUUUUGGGUUUUUCUAUUAUUAUUAUUAUUAAAAAAAAAAAUCAAAAAAAUAUUUAGACAUACUUCACACAAUGUAUGGGCUACUGUUGUAGGUGAGAAGUUGGGAAGGUAGGAUAUAGAUUAUCGAGGGAAAUUUAAUGUAUAUCUUUACGCAACAUAUAAUAUUUGCUUACAAAACUGAUAUUGAGCAAUGCCCGGAGUUCUGUUUUACACAUUUUAAAAGAUCGUAAUAAUAUUUAUGAUUUUAAAAUUAUACAUUUCGUAGAUUUUUUCUCAGUUUUUCCCAUUUAUUAUGAAAACCCCUGGGAAAAUCAAAAAAUGACCUGCUUAUAGUAUUACCAUAUUUAGAUUUCCUUUCAAAAAAAAUGUUCCACUUGAAAAUCUGAACAAAAUUUCUGGUAGAAAAGUUGUUCAUAGAAAAAAAAAAAAAAUGUAAAAUAUUCCUCGCUCCACUCAAAAUCUAAACUUAUAUAAUAAACAUAUAUACAAAUAUAUAAAAUAAACACUUGAUAUUAAUGAUAAUAUACUUAAUCCCUAAUAUACCUAAUUAAAAUCCACAAUUGUAUUAUUUUAAUUUAUAUGUUAGAGAAUAAUUGUUAAUAAGCAUUUUAAACAAAAUUUUAUUGAUUUAGACUAAAAGUAAUAUUAUUUAUUCCUUUAUUAUUAUAAAUUAUGAGUUAUUUUGUUUCAUUUAAAUUUAGCUUAUUCUAAUGUUAUUUAACCUUAACCUUAAUCAUUAACCAAACAUCUAAAUAACUGACUAAUUAAGAAGAUUAUCAUUGUUGUUUGAAGUUUAUUACAAUUUAGUAAUAACCUUUUUUUAUAGUUUUAAAAAUUAAAAUCUUUUAAUUUGGUAUAUAGCAUAUUAUAAUUUAUAGUAAAAAUGGCAAUAAAAUUAUUUCUUAAUCAUUAAAAAAAUGCAUGCAGUUUAUAGAUAUUAAGCAUAAACAAAUAAAUACUAAUUACUGUAGUCUAAGGUUUGGAUUUUUAUGUCAUACUUUUACAAAUAUUUUGAAUAUGAUUUGCCUUACAGUAAAAAAUUAAUCUGUUUAAUUGCAGGAGGACAAAAAACAUAAUAAAAAACCGUCAAGCCAUCCAAAAUCUGCAUCUUCAGAUGAAUCUCCUGAUAAUUUUAGGUUAGUAAGAUAUCUGAAUAAAUUAAAUUUAUUUAUAAGUCUUUCCUUAUUAAUAUUUUUGAGUAUAUUAUAUUGUGUUUUUAAAAAAAACCUAUGAGGACAUAUUAAAAAAAAAUAAACAUGCAAAUUUAUUUAUUCAUAUGACCAACAUGCCAAUUAAUACUUAAUAUAUAAUUUAAAACUGUAGAUAAGUGUUUAAUAAACCCGUUUUGAAUCUGAUUGAACCAAGGAUAGCCAUUAUUAGUUGUCUUGUUCCAUUUGCAUUUUCUUUUUUAACAAUAUUUUAACUAUUUUUAUAAAUAUAUUAUUAAAAAAAUAUUAAUUUGUUACUUUAUUGCAUCUAAUUUUUUGCUUAGUUAAAAUUGAUUGUUUUAUGGUUAAUAAUUUAAAAUUAGAUUGUAUGCCAUUAAAAUGUAAAACAAAUAAAUAAUUCAUUUAUAAAUACUAAGUAUGCUUUGAAAAUAUGUUCAAAAAUGUAUACAAAUGUCUUGUAGUUCCAUGUUAAGUUUUUAAUGACAUUUUUGAAUUAAUUAUAAAAUUUUAAAUAAUUACUGGUAAUAAUUUGCAUUAGAAAAUAUAUAAACAAUUUCUCAACAUAAUUUUUGAAUACCUUAGAAUUUAAUCUUUUUAAUUCUAAAUUAUCUUUCGUUUUCCAUAUUAAAUCAUAUAUAAAUCGGUCAAAUUACUUAAGUCAACUUAUUUGGGUUAUUAGCUACUCAGCUUGCAUGUUAACAAAAUGAUUGAUAAGGUAGCCAAAUUUACUUCUACUACAAUUUUACCUACUUUUGCUCAAUUACCUUGGAUCAAUUUAGCCCGAAUCUUACAUUGUCACAUAACUGACCUUUGGUUCAUCUAUUGUAAUAAUCUGCAGCCAACUUUGCGGCCAAAUACAAUUGUUUCCAAUAUCUCUAAUAAAAAAAAAACUUGGUUCGACAACUUAUAUUUACCAAGAUCUAUUAUUCGUUUCAAUAGAUUCUACUUGGAUCAUUCACUUCUACCUGAUCAUGCAUAUAAACUUUGUUCAAAUAACUUAACUACACCUCUCUUAUUUACUCUUAGAUUGUCCUUUACAUAUCAAAACUUUAACAUUGUAUUAUUAGAUAGAUAAACAAUUUUUUUUAUAUUUAAGAUUGUAACUUUAUUUUUAGUAUGUUUUAUAUUGCUUAAACUGGUAUAUACACUAAUGUCUACCCUAUAUCAUAUAUAAUUUGAUUUUAAUUUUAAUUUUAUUAAUGAAUUUAUUUAUUUACACAUUUUGUAUAACUAAUAAUUUGCAUUUAAAUCUAAUAAAAAGACAUUUUAAAUAAAUUAAUAAAUUUCAUAUUAAGUUAUUUUUUUUGUAACUACAUGUUUCAAAAUCAUCAAAGCUUUGUAUAAAAAUUCAAAAAAUCUUAUAAAACAUGCAUCAUAGUUAUCACUUAUUAUAAAAGUAAAAAUCAUUUUUUUAACAUUUUUUUUUUUUGGUAAAAAUGGUUAAAUUAUUAAAAUACAACUUAUAUUAUUUUUCAUAUGAAAGUAAUAAUAAGGUACAUAUUUAUUUAUAUUUUUUAUACUACAAGUUAUUUUAUCAUAAAUGUUUGUUUUGUAUGUUUUAAACUAAAUUUUUAUUGUUGUAUUAAUUUAGUUAAAUAUGUUAUUUUAAAGUACAAUUCAAAUUAUUUAAUACAAAUAUAUUUUAUUAAAUAUAUAAUUCAAUACAAAAUAAAAGUGAUUAUUUAUAAUAAUGUCAAUUUAUUUAUACAUUUAUUACUGUUUUAGCAUUUGGAAAUCUUGGUUGCUGCCUUUGACAUUGGGAGUACUUGCCAUCUUCGUUUACCGAUACUUUAUUGCUUCAUAA